This is a messenger RNA of Siniperca chuatsi (mandarin fish), 2984 nucleotides long. RefSeq names its product arfaptin-2-like. Gene Ontology annotation, biological process: intracellular protein transport; regulation of Arp2/3 complex-mediated actin nucleation. Gene Ontology annotation, cellular component: trans-Golgi network membrane. The record is from RefSeq and is a predicted model, not a curated record. Lineage: Eukaryota; Metazoa; Chordata; Actinopteri; Centrarchiformes; Sinipercidae. The coding region runs from base 362 to 1534 and encodes 390 amino acids. Gene Ontology annotation, molecular function: phospholipid binding; protein domain specific binding. The transcript is spliced from 10 exons.
AAGAAAGAAAAUUACACAAACUUUUAUUUCGAAGUGAUACUACUAAAGCUGUUAGCUGGCUGAAUGCAGGGAUUUUCUGGCUGAAUUACAUGUAAGCAGGCAGCGAUGCAAGAACAAUAAUCAUGGAUAUAGCAUUGACUGAAAAUUAAAGACAACGGUGCUUUCCCGUUGAAAUUAUUUUACAUUUUAAGUCUGCUGUUUGUGCAAACAACGGCUUGUUUCGCCUUCGGACGACUGGACUUGGCUCCAAUAUCAGGGUUCUACAGUGGUGAGGAAGCUAGCUGUCAAGUAGUAGCCCACUAGCCAGCCACAUCAGCACCGCUGCUAUUAGCUAGCCACGUUAGCAUCAGUAGAUUUCACUAUGGCAGACAGUAUCAUGAGCAAGGCUGCUACCAUGGAGAUCCCCAUUAACAGCAAUGGAGACACAGGGACUCUGCCAGAGGAUGACAGCCUGGAGCAGGAUUUGCAGCAGGUGAUGGUGUCUGGACCCAACCUGAAUGAAACCAGCAUUGUCUCAGGAGGUUAUGGAGGACCUGCAGGGGGCAUAAUUCCUACCAGCUCAAUCAAAGGGCCUGCAAUUCGCUUCAACCCCGAGUAUCUGGACAGAAGACGAGCCCCUGCACCAGGACCAGACAUUCGCAUGAAAUCCAGGGGUGUUAGCUUGCCUAAAAGCCAAUCUGCAGCCAGUCGACUUGCCCAACAUACAGACCAGCAUCCAGCGUCAUCAAACCAUAAUAGUAGUAAUUCAGCAGAAGAAGUUUCUCGUGGUGUGGCAGUGGAGAAAUUGGACAGUGUAAAGAAGUGGGGCAUAAACACAUACAAGUGCACGAAGCAGAUGUUCUCAGAGAGGUUUGGACGAGGUUCACGAACAGUAGACCUGGAACUGGAGGCUCAGAUUGACGUGUUAAGAGACACCAAGAACAAGUAUGAAAACAUUCUAAGACUGGCUACUGCACUCACCAAUCAUUUUCAAAGCAUGGUGCAGACACAACAGGCUUUAGGAGACACCUUCACCGACCUCAGCCAGAAGUCCCCAGAGUUGCAGGACGAGUUUGGGUAUAAUGCAGAAACACAAAAGUUGUUGUGUAAGAAUGGUGAGGCUCUGCUCGGUGCCAUCAACUUCUUUGUGUCCAGUGUCAACACCCUGGUCAACAAAACAAUGGAGGAUACUUUGAUGACCAUUAAGCAUUAUGAAAAUGCAAGACUUGAGUUUGAUGCCUAUCGUUCUGAUCUGGAGGAGCUGAGUCUGGGACCUAGGGAUGCAGCUACCAUGGUCCGCAUUGAGAUGGCUCAGCAUGAGUACCAGAUCCACAGAGACAAAUAUGAAAGGCUGCGUAGUGAUGUCACAAUCAAGCUCAAAUUCUUAGAGGAAAACAAGGUGAAGGUAAUGCACAAGCAGCUGCUUCUCUUCCACAAUGCUAUCUCAGCUUACUUUGCUGGCAACCAGCAGCAGUUGGAACAAACUCUAAUACAGUUCAAUGUAAAGUUAAAGCCCCCAGGAUCAGACAAGCCAUCCUGGCUGGAGGAGCAGUAAAGAGCACUCAGAGUUCAGCUGUUUGAGAUGUACAGUGACAUGCUGGUCAGUGAAGAACUUGACAUUGUGGUUUUGGACAAGAAUUAAAUGCAUAAAGGAGUAUAUCGUAGGAUCAGUAGCUGCCAGUGAUAAAGAAAAACAUGAGAUAUCUCUUUUGUAAUGUUUUUCAGCAUCACUUAUUACAUAGAUGGAACAACAAUUUCAGUUGUAUUUAGAAUUGUUUUGUUAAGUCACAAAAUGACCUUUUGUUACUUUCUUAUUCUUUAGGUAGCACAAUCAUUUACAUGGAUAUCACUUCUUAUUUAUGUACAGUAUAGUCUACUAUUGUGGAAAUACACCUUGGCAGUUUUGCACAUGCAUUAUUUUGUUGUUUUUUAAUGUUGUCUAAAGCAUUAUCUUUAAUAUUUCAGAGUAUAUCACAUGGGAGGAAUUCCACAAAUCAAAUUAGCAAGUUAGUGGAAUAAUGUUAAAAAUGUUAUGAAAUAUCCUCUGAAAUUGUAUUUAUUUUUCUUGAGUAUGCAUGACUGAACCAUUUUCUUCAAAUUUAGUUUUACAGAUUUAAAUAAAAAAAAAUCAGGAUAUAGCAUAAUUUUUAAAGUUAUCCCACUAUGUUCCUAAUAUUGCUUUAUGGAAUACUUGCCUGAAUGGUCAGUUCAUGGUUUACAUGCAUAGAAGGGAAAAUAUAUAUAAUGAAUAUAGUGAUUUUCUCAAACCUAAUAUACAAUCCAUAAUUAGUUUGGUCUCCUAAAUUUUGGGUACAUUCAGAUAUGUCCUUAUGAAUCCAGCACAGUUACAAGUAUUUGUCUUGUUUACUCCACAAUUUACACAUGGAAACAAGCCUCAAAAACAGAUGUAACACACAUGUUUAGCAGUAAAUCAGUAUCAAUCUAUAUAUUGGAUGCUUCGAUGAUAAAUAUAAACAUCUCAAGUAUCAAAGAAAUCAAAAUGAAAAUGCAACACAUAGGCAGUGGUGGAUUAACUGUGGUCCAAUAGGAGGCACCAGUGUGCAAAAAAAAAAACAGCCUUUGAGACUCAUUCUUGAAGUUUCAAAUUUUAAAACACAAAAAAUAAAUGGGGAUACUGGAUACAUGUGAAAUCACAUGCACUCUAGGUUACAAUACAAGUUUCAGUGUCUCUUCAAGGACAGAAUGUAUGAGUACGUUUUUCUUAUUUUUUAUUUAUUUACCAAUCUGUAACAUAACAUUGUAUGUUAUGUACAUUUCAUUUAAGUUCUAGUCAGCUGAUUGUCUUUGUCUUGUUCUGCAUAUCCAAUAAAAUGUGCUGGAUGUUUUGUUUCACUUAACUGAGCAGUUGACACAGAUCUGUUAGUUUGAUAGGGGAAGCUCUCAGAUUAUGUAAAGAAAACUCACAAUAUAUGUAAUAUGUAUAUCACCAAUAUGUAUGUCACCAUUAAUUAUGUACAUGAUAAUACAAUCUAAUAUAUCUCUAA